GCCGAUCAGUCGGAUUUUGACACGAAACUCCUCCGGUCAAAAGGAUUUCUCCGCGCCGUCGUUCAGCUCCGGUAUGGCCCUCCUCGGCGACGACGGCGGCGGAUACGAGCUCGCCCGGAAGCUCGAGAACCUCGGGGUGUGGCGCGCGUGGCUCGGGGACUCCAGCUACUCCGUCUUCAUCCAUUGCCUCUCCUCCCCCGCCGCGUGGGAGGACUUUAUGCGUCCCGACGGCUCCAAGUCUAGGGCUCAGAUCCAUCUCCAGCUCAGGGUUCGCGCCCUCCUCUUCGACAAGGCCUCCGCGUCUCUAUUCCUCCGGUUGCCUCCCGUUCCCUCCUCUGUUGCCAUCUCGAAGCUCAAUCCCAGCUAUUUGCAGCUGCACGGGGACGAUGUGUACUUCACUCUGGACACUGCCUUGCCAGACGGAGCCCAGCAGCGAGACAGCACUGCUUCGUCUAAGAUGCAAUCCAAAUCGUCUUUUGGCGUUGGAUCGAGAGAGCUGGAAGAUGCGUCUCAUAGAUUCAGGAAUGAGGAUCUGCCAGAGACAUGGUAUCAUCAGUUUAUGGAGAAGUAUGGAGCAAGUAGGUCAUAUAAGUCAUCAGUAGGGAGCCCAGAAACAAACCAGCGUACCCCCGAUGAGAUGUCUGCGUAUCUUAAAGUGGCUGAAAAACAUAAGAGGAAGCGUACAGUCUUUAAGGAUGACCAGUACAAGGGCACUGGCAAUCCCAUGACCAUGGUAAAUCCGGUAGCAGACAGUACAAGCUCAACUGAUGAUGACCCAUAUUUUCUUCCAGAGGUGACUUUUACAUGGAACUCUGUACCUGACAGUGCACUGCCAACAUCGUAUAGGGUGGAAGAAAAGCAAAAGGUGGAUUUCGUUGGUAUAUUUGACACCUUACCUCAGGUUGCGACCAAAAGUGCUGUCAUGAUUGAAAGACUUGGCAUAAGACCGGAGUACCUCAACAGAGACCAAGGAGGGGGUUCACAUCGGCCAAAGAGCAUGUUAGAUGGUAGCAGAAAGCAUCUUGGCCAAGAUCAAGCUUCAGUGUUAUCUCAGAAAGUGGUAGCACGCAUGUUGACUACUUUGGGUUUUGAAGGUGCAUCCGAAGUCCCAAUGGAAAUCUUAGCUCAAUUACUUACUGGUCAUCUGUGUAAACUUGGUCGAAUUUUGAGAGUCCUUGCGGAUAGCUAUAAAAAGCAGUGUUCAGCUGUCGAAUUGAUUAAAAUGUUCCUACAGAUAUCUAAUAACAGCAACCUUGGGGCGUUAGCUGAACUUGUCAAGGAAGGCUCAAGGAACUUUGCCCAGCCAAGCCACCAGCAAAUGCACGAUAUACAGGCACAAUUGCAGGCACAGGCACAGACACAGCACCCAAACCCCCUUCGAUUACCUCAGCAAAUCCCUAGACAAUUUCAUUCGCAAGUGCAGCAGAUGCUCAGCUCCCAUAACAUGGCUUUCCAGCAACAGCAGCUAGAGAUGCUUCGGCGGCGCCAGCAACAGCAGCAGGUUUCAGCUUCACGAACGGCCAUGGACACGGACAAGAUGAGGCCCAUGGUCCAAGUGAAGGUUGAGAACCCACCUGAUCUGCCAACGGACAGCAAUAAUGCCUUCAAUCCUGUGAACUUCAGACAACAUCCUCAGAUGCAGUUCCGACAGCAGCAGAUUGCUGCCAUGGCAAAUAUGCACACACAACAACCUAGCAAUCAGUUUAGACAAGUGGGCUCUCCUCAGAUCCCUCAAAUGCCUGCACAGAGCAUGGGUCUGGUCCGAGCUCCCCCAGUGAAAGUGGAGGGCUUUCAGGAGUUGAUGGGUGGGGAUUCGGCCUUAAAACACGACUCUGACGAAAGCAAGCUCACUUCUCCAGGCAAAUAGCUGUACGCGUAUGUUGCCUCUCCGAUAUCUAAAAAAUCUGUGCAACUAUAUAUUAGUCUCUCCUUUCACUGUACAUAGUUUGUGCCAUCCGAUGUGAUCAGGUGGUUGAUCUAAAUGGUGCCUUUUUUUAAAUCUGACUUGGAGUAAUCAUUAAUGUUUGGUAGAUGUAUUCUGUUUUACUUGGCUGUGAUAACUGCUGGCGCCGAAGCCUCAGAAUUUGUCGCUGCGGAGAGACAAAACCAAUGUAUAUUAUGAUGAAGUUUGUUGUAUAGUUGGAAGCAAGUUUUGCCUGAAUGACGUAUCGGGUGAUCCUCUUUAAUAA
This is a messenger RNA of Punica granatum (pomegranate), 2189 nucleotides long. NCBI's taxonomy places the organism in Eukaryota, Viridiplantae, Streptophyta, Magnoliopsida, Myrtales, Lythraceae. The record is from RefSeq and is a predicted model, not a curated record.